Messenger RNA from Chondrus crispus (carragheen), 1584 nucleotides. Its product is annotated as Serine/threonine protein kinase. Lineage: Eukaryota; Rhodophyta; Florideophyceae; Gigartinales; Gigartinaceae. The record is from RefSeq and is a predicted model, not a curated record. Gene Ontology annotation, molecular function: protein serine/threonine kinase activity; ATP binding. Gene Ontology annotation, cellular component: cytoplasm. The coding region runs from base 1 to 1371 and encodes 456 amino acids. The transcript has 3 exons. Gene Ontology annotation, biological process: protein phosphorylation; regulation of MAPK cascade; intracellular signal transduction.
AUGGAAAUGCUCUCUUCAAUCCGCCGGAUGCUCUCCCCCCGCAUCCUGCUGGACGACGAUCCCCCCUCCCCUCCCUCCCCGUCCCACAACAAGGAAAACCCGCACCCCUCUUCUCUCAACAGGACCCGUCUCCCUCCCUCCCCGCACAAACGCGCCCCUCGCGUACCCCCUCCAAAGCCCAUCCCGGGUUCCAAAGCCACCGUGGGCUUCCCGGUCCGCUCGCAGCACCGCGUCCACGUCGAAUCCGAUGCCUCCGCCACAUCUGGCUUCCGCGGACUUCCGCCGCGCAUGGAACAGGAGUUGCUCAAACAGGGCAUCACCAACGAUGACUUCAAGGCCGACCCGGACGCCGCUCUGAGGGCCUUCCAACUGUACCUCUACGGCGCCCCGCCCCCACAGAAGAAGAAGCCCUCCCUCGCCCUCGCCGCUGCUCCCGUCCCGCGAAGGGAGCCGUCCGCCCAUCGCGUCCCCCCUUCCACCCCGCCUCGCAAGCCCCUCGCCCCGGCCAAGAUGUACAUCCACAACCUCAACCCGCGCGACGUGUUCUCAAAUAUGAAACAAAUUGGGCAGGGCGCGAGCGGCAGCGUUUAUGUGGCUUCCAAGAAGAGCAGCGGAAAGGUUGCUCUAAAGAAGGUCAAGCCGGAGAACAAAACCGAGUCAGACGCGUUGGAAAUGGAGAUCAGGAUGAUGUGUUGCACGAGACAUCCUAAUUUGAUCAAGUGCCAUGAGACGUACAACUGGGGAGGCUUCAUGUGGAUUAGCAUGGAAUACAUGGAUGGAGGUUGCUUGACUGAUGUGCUAGAGAAUUAUCAAAACUUGCGGGCGACUAUGUCGGAGGGAGAGAUCGCCUUCGUCAUAAGAGAGGUCCUCAAGGGGCUCAUGUUUAUGCAUAGCAUGAAGAGGUUGCAUCGGGAUAUCAAGUCGGAUAAUGUGCUGAUCGGAGCGAGCGGGCAGGUGAAGCUUGCCGAUUUUGGGUUUUGCGCAGAGCUCACAGAGGAGAGAAAGAAGAGGACCACAUGCGUCGGGACGCCAUAUUGGAUGGCACCAGAGCUCAUUCGACAGAGCGAGUACGACUACAAGGUCGACUUGUGGAGCGUAGGAAUCCUCGCUAUCGAGUGCGCAGAGUGGGAGCCACCCCAUAUGGACGAGAAACCGUUGAGGGCAAUGUUUCUCAUCACGACACAGCCCCCGCCCAAACUGAAGGCACCGCAGAGUUGGUCGGCAGAGUUUAACGAUUUCAUCAGCUGCUGCUUGGUACUCAACCCUGCUAGACGGGCCUCGGCAAGCCAAUUGCUGUCCCAUCCGUUUUUGAAAAAGGCUAUCGCGCCCGAAGAAGUUGCCCGCUUGUUUGCGGCGACCAAGUCGCAAUGAGGAAUGAAAAGGGAAUAGGGCACGAUAUCACAGAUUGACACAUUAAGAAUAUAGCUAGAAAAGACACUGUUGUUGCACGAGGGACAGACAGAGGACGAGAUUUGACAGAGAGGGCUUGUGGAGAUAUCGUGCCCUUUCUUCAUUCUCUCUCGACUCUAUCGGAUGAAGUUGCACGUUUUCACAGUUUUUAAAAACGAAUGUCGCACCUCCUUG